This is a messenger RNA of Coniophora puteana RWD-64-598 SS2, 2040 nucleotides long. RefSeq lists its product as uncharacterized. The coding region runs from base 310 to 1716 and encodes 468 amino acids. The record is from RefSeq and is a predicted model, not a curated record. The transcript has 5 exons. Lineage: Eukaryota; Fungi; Basidiomycota; Agaricomycetes; Boletales; Coniophoraceae.
GUAUCCAGUAGACAACAAGCUUGAUACCGAGGCACUCAGGUGUUUGGCACAGGAAGUCUGCCCGAGGUUAGAGAAAUUCUCUUUUGGAGGUUACACAUGGACAAUCAACAGGGCUGUAUGACGAGAAGAGUUAUCAUAUUGUCUCGCUUAUAUUACUACGACACAUGUGCUCUUACGAGUUCAAAGGGGAUUAAAGGUCCCGGUCAACCACCAAAGUGGGAGAAUCAAGUGCCUAUCGACUGCUAGGGAAUAUCUACGAGAAUGCAAGUAUUUAAGUCUUCAAAAGCGUAACCUUGAGGUAAACGUGCGAUGACAUGCAGCGGUCUAGGCACAGCCACGAUACAGUCCUUACAGGUCAUCCGAAACCUUCGUGUCGGGUUCAGCCGUGAGCACCACCAUCGUUCUUUGUCCCUACUCUCUGCCUGCGUGUACGUACUCUACCACAUGGCGCUCCCAUGGUCUACUCCUACCCGUCAAACCGACACUGGCGCCGUACUACCCUUUAUCCCGAAUGAGAUAUACAUCGAGAUCUUCGACUCGGUCCUCCCGCUAGGCAGAUUCGGAGAGCAAGAUGCGGAGGCGAUUGACACCCUCAUGCGUGCCACGCUUGUGUGCCGGUUCUUCUACCAUCUUGCAUCGUCCCGCAUCUUUGAAUCGCUCGUGGUGAGGCUCGACGACCAGAGCAACGCGACCGGCGCCAAUCACGUCGCGUUGGAUUCAUGGGCGCAUGCAAUCGUCGCUGGGGACCCCGCGGCGGUGAACGCGGCAGCGCACGUCAAGCGCGGGGUGCUCAUCGGCGACCGUCACAGGGACCGCAAACCCGAUGACAUCAUCGCACGCCGCACCCGACUUCUCACCCAGCUGCCCAACAUCGAGCGCGUCGAAUUCGUGAACUGCGCCAUCGCUCCGGCUCACAUCGCGGUAUUGCUGGAGCUCCGUGGGCUGCGGCGCAUCGCGGCCAGGGAUUGCUCAUGGGUACAGCCUGACAUCGAUAUGGCCAAUUGGACCGGAGACAAUGGUGGCACUGUAAACCCGUCCGCUGUUGCCCUCGGAGAAGGGUUUUCUACACAAGGGAUAGAAGAUCUGGAGAUUGCAGAUCAUCAUUACGUCCUCGACUCCCCAACCGAAUGGGCGUGCCAGGUACUCGCGACUGCUUCACAAACACUGCGCCGCGUGGCGCUCACGGACGCAAAGUCGCUCACCUUGCUCAUCCACGCGUAUAACACCAGGUGGGACGCGCAGCCGACGUGUCAUUUCCCGGCCGUACGCGAGGUGCACCUGCAGCUUCCCUCCCAGUAUGAUGAUGAGCUACGCAUGUUCUCCGAGGCGAGGACGUGCGCAGAGUCAUUCCCGGCACUCGAGAGGCUGGUGAUAUUUGUGGAAUGGCCCCGGGACAUGUACAGGCGUAACCUUUGUGGAAAUUCGCGUGGAAUAAGACCACUGGAUAGCCCACGAAAGUUUGCCCAUAGUUUCAUCAAGGCAGCGGGUGUGAGGAUGCAAAACUUGCAUCGCUUUGAAAUCUUGGACUCCAGAUACGACAGCACGUACAUGUUCUUCAAGCGACAUAUAACCGACGACCUUCUCCACGAGAUGGUUGAUAAGGUGUGCCCAAACCUAGAGUAUUUCCGCUUCGGGCCGCUGGAGUGGACGCCCCAUUUAGGGAGCUGGAAGCGGACGAUGAAGUCGAGUAUUGACAGGCGCGAUAUAUUUGAGUGAUUUCUGCUGAUAUACGUCUCCUUCAGUAGCUGAAGCGUACUGUGGGCACAUACUGUCUGGUAUCUUGGAUACGGAUCAAACAUCAACUGGUUAUCAACUCACGCUUCCUCCGUACCUCACAAAAACACCUCCAGAUUUACCCUACCUGAGUUUAUGCAAGAUAGUAGGGGCGUUCUGUGCUGGCCGGGCUUUAACGAAACUUUCUAGUCGCUAAUCUAGUAAUCACGUUAGGAGCACUUGCAUCUAGCCCUGUGUGAUCUCUGAACAUUGCCCCUGAGAUGCAUGCCACGUCAUGGCAUAGCAAGACAGUGUCCAUUGUAAAAC